AUGGCCUUGUUGCGCACACCUCCAUCUGCUCAUUUAAUUCACAAAUCUAAUGGAUUCAACACUAACCGUUUUAGCAAUGGUACCCAUGGAAGGGGUCAUUCCUUUCGUGGGCGAGGAUGUGGCAGAUAUUCCAACAAGUGUGCUAAAUUACCGAAGUGGGAACAAAUGUGGUUAAAAAGACUCGUUUUAAAGCUCAGCUUUGUGAAUAUAGCAUGGGCGAGUCGAAUGCUUGGGCGCGCAGUGCAGAAGAUAGUUCCAACUUACAAUAGAAGAAUGCAUGGGCACGCGAAACCCAAUCCUAACAGCAGAGUUCAAUUAGGAAAUAAAUUUUGUGCGAUCUUUCGCUUAAGGCGAUUGCUAUCUUUAAGGCAAGGGAGAUCGAAUCAUAUCUUUUUGGCAUAUUGGAGAGAGAAAAAGGAGCCUAUAAAUAGAAUAGAAGACCGAUGA
Molecule: messenger RNA, 447 nt
Organism: Dovyalis caffra
Lineage: Eukaryota; Viridiplantae; Streptophyta; Magnoliopsida; Malpighiales; Salicaceae
Source: the annotation of a GenBank genome assembly